AUGAAAAAUACGAAUUGGACGGGUGAAUAUUUUGCAGGAGUUAUUCGAAAAUAUGUUCCGAGAGAUGUAAGUUGCUUGAAAUCUGAGAAAAAUUAGAAAAAAUCUAUAUUUUCAGAAAAUUUCACAUAGUUUUUUGGAAGAAUUGAAGGAAGAAAACGCUGGAAAAAUUUUAGAAAUCAUAUAUAUGAAAGAUGUAAUUGCAAAAUGUAUGGAAAAUUCGCCUGAAAUGCAAGCAGUUUAUGAAUCGCCUCAAAAAUUGCUAUUUUAUCUUUUCAAAUAUCAAGGGUUCUCAAAUAGCUCAUUUUACUUUGCAAGUGGAUUAAAUUUUCAAAAUGAACCUGUUAUAUUAGCUGAAAAGGUAUCAGAUGGCCAAUAUCGAAAGUUUGUGUCAAAAGAGGAUUCGCUUUCAACAUUAUAUCAAAAAUAUGAAAAUGAGAGUUCUUUAGAUAUUUAUGCUGGAGAACUCAAGAAAAAGAUAUUAAAUCAAAUUGGAAGUCAAUUAAGUGGAAGAUAUGAAUUGAUUCCCAAGUUUUUCAUGAUGUUAAAAAUUGAUAAUCAUUUCAAAAUGAUGAAAUGUCCAGAUUAUUCGAAUUUUACUUUUGUGGAUCAAAAUGCAGAAAUAUUCAAAAAUAAAAAAAGAGAAGAUAUUGAACGAUUUAUGCAUGAAGUUUAUGAUUGGGAUUAUUCAUUGCAGACGUUUUUUAGAGAUGCAAAUUGGUUCCACGAUAAAUAUCCAGUACUUCGAUGUUUUCAAGAUGAAGAAAAAGAAAAUCAUUUACUUAUUGCAAAAGAGGUCGAAAAUGUUUUGAAUAUUUCAAUGAAAUUAAGAUAUAAAUCAAAAUUUCCGAUUGGAUUGGUUCGAGUGGAAACUGAAGAAGAGAGAAAGCUUGGAAUUGUGAGGACACUGGAAUUCAAACAAUUGGAGAAAAUAUUGAACGUUCUGAAAUUGGAAAGAUCUGAUUUAUUUGUAAGUGAUAAAAAUUGACAAGAAAUAACAGUUUUAUAUAAAUACAUUGUUCAAAUUUCUGGAAAUAGGCACCUACAAAUAUGUUGCUAUUUCCUUGUUUUAUUGAUUUAAGUCUUUUCAAUUUCCUGGAAGAAUUUCAAUAUUUUGCAGAUAGUCCCUUGUCCAAUCGAAAUAGUCGGAAAAGUCCACCAAGUUCCGAUUCCAACUCCAUAUGGAACAUUUUGUAAACUCGCAUGUUGGUCUUUUUUCGAACUUUUUGAUGAACUUUCAUUUGGAAUGGAUUUAUUCAAAGGUGUUAAACCUGAAAAUAUUCGAAUAAUUCAAAAAUGGUUUGAAGAUUUGUUAACUGAUACAGGAGUAUUUUCGACAAAACGAGGAUAUCGAUAUUUUAUUGAAACUUGGAAAUUGGAUGAAAUUUAUGAAAAAGCUUAUACUGAAUUGCGUAUUUUGAUAACUGAACCGAUUCCAAGAUUCAAUUAUAGAGAGGCUUUCAAUAGAAAAGGAGCAUUGACGGAACUUUCGAAAUUUACUGAAAAUUUAGAAUUAAAAGAUAAACAAGAAAUUGAUGAAAAUAUGAGAAAACGAAUUUGGAAAGAAAUUGGAGAUUGUAUAAAAGCUAAUGAAGUUAUUCAAAUUUAUAAUGAAAGUAUGUGGGAUUAUAUGAGUAGAAGAGUCGCAAAAAUGUCGGUUUUCAUGGAAAUUCAAGGAUUUAUAGAUGUUUAUGGGCCGGAAUCAUAUGAGAAACAAAAAAUUACGUUUACUCAACAUUCGGAACUUUUUAAAAAUGCGUUUAUGUAAGUUUUUGACACAGAAGAAGCCUUUGCUUUUUCAGGUCCUGUUUGUUGCAGAAAUUGCUAAUCAAAAAAUAUUGAAUUUUUCCAGGAAAUUCCUGCCAAACAUCCCAUUUGAACCGAUUUUGACCGAAAGAGAAAUGAUUGCUUAUAUUAGACGAGGGAUGGGAAAAGAUGGUGCAACUGAAUAUAUUGUCGAAGACCAAAAUGAAUUUGAUAAAUUCAGCAAAUUCAUGCCAUUAUUUAUUGAAAGAUGCCCGAAAAAUGGUGAAAUUUAUGUGAAAAGAAAAGCGAAUCCUGGCGAUUUGCCACCUGAAUUAUUUGAAAAUUGUGAGAAAUUGAGCGAGUCUGAAGUGUCUGAAUUGAUAGAACGAUUAACAAGAUUACUAACGUGGGUUUUUUUUGGGUCUUGUCUCGAUUCCUUGGGGAUCAUUUUCUAAUAUAUUUUUUUUCACAGAAACUUAUCUGGGCCCUUGUGUUUCGGGGGUAAAGCAGUCGAUAUUUUAUGAAAAAUCUUUUCUUACUACCCUAAGCACUUUUUAGCAAAUCUCCGAAUGAAGCUGACCGACAAAAAAGCAAUGAUUUGAUCGAGAAUUUCAAUCGGUUUUUGAAAUAA
This is a messenger RNA of Caenorhabditis angaria, 2374 nucleotides long. The record is from the annotation of a GenBank genome assembly. NCBI's taxonomy places the organism in Eukaryota, Metazoa, Nematoda, Chromadorea, Rhabditida, Rhabditidae.